UUUCAGUGCGUGUGCUUCUAGUAGUGACUUACUUUGUAAUGACAAUGGGUGUGCGUAAAACUCGGUGCGUAACGCACAUAAAUGAUAUUUACUGCAGGAAACUUUGCAAAAAAGUUUAAAUAUUUAACCAUAUGGAUCCUUUGUGGAUUUAUUUAGAGUUUCUAAUCAAGUCUUUUUUCUCAGGGGAUAAAAUCCAGACUCCCAGAGGUAAACUGAUACUUGUGCGCUGUGUGUGGUACGUUGGCACGCUCUGAUGGAAAAAGCAUGCUUCCGCUCAUGUCAGAGUUCUAAUCCUGAACAGAUCCCAACAAAUGAGCAUUACAGGACUCCCUGUACACCUUCAUGAAUAACUAUUAAACACCAAGAGGACCAAAUAUUUUUAAUUCAUGCGCAUUUUGUCGCUUUACUCGUCAUGGUUUAGUAAGCUGGCCCCAUCAUAUAACUGUGACAAAUGCAUUCCGAGGUGUUUUGGAAAGUCGGUCGUGGGAGGAGAUUUGUCUUCCUCCGCUGCGCCGUGUCCGGCUUCUAGUCUGGCUCGUGGCCAGAUGGGGAGGGAGUAGUUCCUGGCGAUUUCUUGGAGGGAUUUGGGGGGAUAGCGGGGCAGGGAGAGAUUUAACAAUUGAUAGGUGGUCGGGUUGUACUUGGCCGAGUGGAUAUGCGCAAGGAAAGUCGAGGAGCUUUGUUUCUCUCAGUUAUGGAGUUAUUGGCAGCGAUGGACAGAGGGAGGACGGAGGAACAGCGGUUGGUGCUUCUUGAUUUUCACGUUUGUAAGGCGCAGAGCAACACAGAGGGACACUGACCUUUUAAUUAUUGCACAGAUAAACCACUAAUUAGAUAUGAAUUAAGGGAACAGUUAGUUAAUCAGAUAGAGAAGGUCCCAACAGAGGCGCAACCAUGACGACGGAGUGCUCCAAGCAACAUUUGGAUUCAUCUGAUCCUCUGAGCGCACAGCCGGUGAUGGAGAGCGCGCAGGCUGCAUCCACCAAAUGGAAAAAGGGAAACUCCGGCUUGAGGCGCCCUGAAAAGCCCCCUUACUCAUACAUCGCCCUUAUUGUCAUGGCAAUCCAAAGUUCACCGAGCAAAAGGCUAACUCUGAGUGAGAUUUAUCAGUUCCUGCAGGCCCGCUUCCCUUUCUUUAGGGGUUCAUAUCAGGGCUGGAAGAACUCCGUCAGGCACAAUCUCUCCCUGAACGAGUGUUUCAUAAAGCUGCCAAAAGGACUCGGUAGACCUGGGAAAGGGCACUACUGGACCAUAGAUCCGGGCAGUGAGUUUAUGUUUGAGGAGGGCUCCUUUCGCCGUAGACCUCGCGGUUUUAGGAGGAAAUGUCAGGCUCUGAAACCCAUGUACAGGAUGAUGAACGGUAUCGGAUUUGGUGCGUCCAUGCUCCCACAGAACUUUGAUUUCCAGUCUCCUCCAGGCUCGUUAGCAUGUCACAACAGCUACAACUUAGAUCUGAUGGGUAGUACAGUGCAAGGGGGCUUUGACGGACUCGGGGGAGGGCAUCACGUCCCACACAUGUCGUCAGGCUCCGGGUCAUCGUACAUGUCCGCGUGUCAGGGGGGCUCUAACACGGACUACUGCCCGGACAGCAGCAGCAGCCCCCUGCAGAACCCAUCAGCCAUGAUGGGCUCUUUGGACUGUCAGUCUGCGUAUGCAAAUGCAGCCUCACCCUGGAGCUCACCUGGCAUGUCCUCUUACAUCAAACAGCAGACUCUGACAUCCGGCACUAACACUUCUUCAUCUUCUCUGCACACGGGGAUGCCCUCUUACUCUCUGGAGCAGGGCUACCUGCAUCACAACGCACGAGACUCCUCUGACAUUUCAGUGGGACUGUCUCGGUACUCCGGACACUCCGCUCCUGUGUGUGACAGGAAGGACUUCGUGUUGAACCUAAACGGAAUCUCUUCUUUUCAUCACUCCAGCAGCGGAGGAUCGUAUUAUCAUCAGCUCCACCAUCAUCACCAGAGCGUCUACCAGGACGUAAAGCCGUGCGUCAUGUGACCAAACCAGACCACCAUAGCUGAGUGAAAGUGAAUGUGCCACUUUCAACCAACAAGUGGCAGUUCAUUUUCAGCGAAAACUUAAGUGUUUUAUUGUUCAUUGAAAAGUGUGGAGGCUGUAAAAAUUCUCCACAGUGAGAUUAGACUUAUUAAAAGUUAGUUUUUUAAAGAUUGGUAUAACGUGAGGAACAAUUUUCUUGUCACUCCAUGCUCUGUAUACGCGAAUGACCGAACUCACAAUGAAUUAAGCAAUAUUGACAUCGUUAAUGAAUGAAAUAGCAAACGUUCACGUCAAUCCAUCUGUAUUCAUGCACUUACAUUUAUUUUCCUGAGGUUGUUGCAGAAUUCCUGCAGCAAGCCAUUAAUUAUUUUAUUUUGGAGAAAAGGAGAAAAAUCGAGUUUUGAAUGUC
Molecule: messenger RNA, 2410 nt
Organism: Notolabrus celidotus (New Zealand spotty)
Lineage: Eukaryota; Metazoa; Chordata; Actinopteri; Labriformes; Labridae
Gene: foxf2a
Product: forkhead box F2a
Exons: 2
Coding region: 895-2001 (368 amino acids)
Biological process (GO): animal organ morphogenesis; regulation of transcription by RNA polymerase II
Cellular component (GO): nucleus
Molecular function (GO): DNA-binding transcription factor activity, RNA polymerase II-specific; RNA polymerase II cis-regulatory region sequence-specific DNA binding
Source: RefSeq, a predicted model, not a curated record